UUCAAUGAUUUCACAAAGAUUUAAAAAAAUUGUCGUCGAAAAAUAUAAUUUUUUUUUUGGUAAACAAAAAGUAAGAAAAAAUUGUUUUAGUGAAAAUUUUUAGUUGAAAUGAAUAAAGUUGUAAUUUUAAAUUGCGACAAUUGCUUUAUAUGCAAUGUGUAUCUUGGACCGUUUCGGAAUAGCUUGAAUUCGAGCACGGAGGACAGUGAUAAGCCGAUUUAUGAAUUGUUGGAAACCCUCAUCAACAUCCGCAUCACCAGAAAAAUCCAACACGAGUCAUCAGUCUGUCAAGAAUGUUUCCUAAAAAUCGAAAAAUACAAUAAUCUACAAAGGGAAUGUUACGACAUCCAACAAACACUCUACGAUCUCUACCACAACUUUCACUUAAACCAACGACAAUCAGCAAUGGAUUGCAAUGAGUUCUUAGCAGUUAAAAUGGAAGAAUCCACAGAUCCAGUCGUCAAAAUUCGCUGUCAAAAGUGCAACAAAUCAUUCAGCAAUAUCCACGAGAUGGGCAACCACAAAGAUUGCAAAAAGUCAAAUACGACAAAAAUUGACAAUCAAAAAAUCUCAAAAACUUUCAUUAAACAUGCUGGCAAGAUGGGACUUAACUACGACUACGAAUCAUUCCAAAAUGCAUUCUUUACAGAUGCUGAGAAGGAGGCAUCUGGUCGACCAGUCAAUAAGAAGCCAUUGCCACCGUCCAAAAAGAAAUUUGAUGAAAAAAUAUCAGAAAAAUUCAAAAGAAUGGCAAAAUCGAAAGGAAUUAACUACAACAUUGAUGCCUUCCAUCGUGCAUUCUUUACCGAAGGCGAAAUAAACUCAAAAAAUAAGAAAAAGGAACCGACAUCGCCAAAAGUUCAGUCAGGACAGAAGCAAUCACCACAAGCAUCAGCAAAAAAGAAGCAAGUCGCUAAAAAUUUCGUCAAAAUUCUCGAAAAUGACGGCAUCAACUACAACCUCGAGACAUUCCAGCGUGCAUUUGGAUUCACUGAGGAUGGUGAGUACAAAAGGAAGCUGAAGCGACUCCAAGACAGAGAAAGUGAAUUUAAUCAGCAGAAAGAGAAUGGAAGUGUCAAAUGUUCUUACUGCGACGAGCGAUUCUCAUCCCGAGCAUUAUUUGUUGAGCACACGAAGAUCCACAAGCCAGCUAAUGAGUUCCACUGCGUUGACUGUGACAAGGACUUUAAAACGAAGAAUUGUCUCGCAUUUCAUGUCGCGUCAGAUCAUGAACGGAAGAAGACUGGACCAUUUGAGUGUCCAAUAUGCUUUAAGACUUAUCCUGAUCGAAAUGCCUUCCGUGCUCAUUAUUACAUCCAUAUUAUGGACAGGAAGUAUCUUUGUGUUAGAUGUGGUGCCAAUUUUUAUCAUAAAAAGUCAUUUGAAAUGCAUGUGUUGAUGCACGACGAUAUUCGACCAUUUGCUUGUGAGAUCUGUAAUAAGGCAUUCCGUACGAAAGGAAAGCUGAAGAUUCAUUUGAGAGUCCAUACUGGAGAGAAGCUCUAUGAAUGUCCACAUUGUCCUGGAAAGAGAUUUAGACAGAAAUGGGGAAUGGAUUUACAUAUAAGGAAGACACACAUGAGUGAAGUUCAGAACUUGGUUCAGUGUAGGAUUUGUGGUAUGCAGUUCCAGGCAAAGUCUAAAUUGAGGCAGCAUUUGGCUAAUGCACAUGAAGUUGCUGACACUAAUGAGCCAUUUAAUAUUGGUGAUGAUGAUUAGGUAUGGAAGGGGGAUGUGGGGUUGGGUUAGAUGGAGUGGGGUAGAAUGUAUUGAGUGAUAUUGAAUGAAGAAGAGGUUUUGAUGGAACCUAGACAAGGAAAUGUAGACAUUAAGACAAUUCUGAGGCAAAGGGGGUCUGAAAAUUGAAAUGUUGAAAUAUAAAUCUUUUUGAAAAAAAAUGUAUCCCACUUGAGGGGGUCCGAAAUCUAUUCAUACCACCCCCCUCCCCUCCCCAUCUACCGCUCAUUUAAUUUUAUAAAAUUCUAGGUCUAAAAAAUGUAUUAAAAAGUCAGUCACGCAUGCCAAAUUUUAAAGAUUUUUGAGAAUGAAGGGGGAGGGGGG
Messenger RNA from Chironomus riparius, 2061 nucleotides. The record is from the annotation of a GenBank genome assembly. Lineage: Eukaryota; Metazoa; Arthropoda; Insecta; Diptera; Chironomidae.